This is a messenger RNA of Rotaria sp. Silwood1, 2125 nucleotides long. The record is from the annotation of a GenBank genome assembly. Lineage: Eukaryota; Metazoa; Rotifera; Eurotatoria; Philodinida; Philodinidae.
AUGAAAGCAGCAGGUCGAAACAUCCGAACGGCAUACAGAGAACAAUGCCAAAAGAAUCCGAAUUCACUUAUAGUUUCACUUCCAUCAGGUCAACUCUCUUGCAAACAAAUAUUUUUUGUCAAAUGGGAACCAGAUCCAAAUGAAGAAUUUCUUCGACAAUCUCUUGUCGAUUUUAUUUGGACUGUUAUUCAAAAUAUUAUUUCUUACAAGUUUACCUCCGUGGCAUUCCCAGCUAUUGGAUGUGGAGAACAUGGAUGUCCUGUGGAUCUCGUAGUCAAGACGAUGGUGAAAGAAAUCAAAAAUCAAUUGAAAAUGAGAAAUAUCCCAUUAACAGUAAGAUUUGUCAUUCAACCUGAACGGCAAAAUCUCUAUGAGGAAUUUUCUAAUCAACUUUGGUCUGUACAAGAGGACGCGGAAACAUUAAUCAACUAUAAAUUACCUUCAACCUGGGUGCAAUCAACUGAGAAUAAAUUACGUUUUGUAGUGCCUUAUAAUACUCAUGAAUACAACUCAAUUGUUAAUAAUUUUGAUCAGACAAUGGAAGAAAACUAUACUUCAAUUAUCCGAAUCGAACGAAUUCAAAAUGAACGAUGGUUUCUACAGUACCUAGCACAUAGUCAAGAAUUCGACAAAAGACUAAAUAAGGCUACUGAAAGACGUUUAUAUCAUGGCUGUCCUCAAUCCGCAGUGAAUUCAAUUAUUAAAGAUUGUUUUAAUCGAAGUUUUGCUGGAGCACAUGAACGAAAAUCAACACGACCAAAUGAUCGAGUUAAAACACUUGAAUUAUUAUUUAAACAAACACAAAGAUUUAACAUGAUUACGAUUGAAAAUGAAUCAUAUCCAAAAUAUCAACCCUUGGAUGAUUUAGGUGGUGAACGAGGAAUUGGAUCAGGAUUUUGUCAAGCAAUUGUUUUUGGUGAACAUGGUCCAACAUUGAAUAUUAAUAAUAUAUAUCGUUGUUUUUAUCAAAAUUACAAUUUAAUUGAAUUUCUCUCUUUUUAUUUAAAUUAUGAUAUUCGAAAAUAUGGUAUUCCACCAAAAGAUCAUCCAUUAUUGGUUCAAAAUAUUUUGAAGUUUCUUUGGUUUGUAAUAAGUUUAUCAAAUAAAAUUUGUCAAUAUCGUUUAAAAUCAUUUGGUUGUCCAGCAAGUGAACAUAAAUAUACAAUAAAUGAAAGUAAACAAAUAACAGCUGUUGAUUAUUUUCGUGAUAAAUUGAAUAUAUGUUUAUGUAAUCCACAUUUGCCUGUUGUUGAAGUAUAUAAUUCAAAUGAUGAAAAUCAAUCAUAUUUUUUACCAAUAGAAUUAGUUAAUGUUGAUAAAGGACAAACAAAUUUACAAUCACUCACACCUGCACAACAUGCUAAAAUAGAAAAAAAGACUGUUGUUAGUCCUGAAGAACGUUAUAAAAUGACUCGACAUAUUGUUAAUGAACGUGGAUUUAAUCAAGAUCUAUAUCUGAAAGAAUUUGAUAUUACUGUUAAUGCUGAUGAAAUGAUAAUGUUACCAGCUCGAAUCUUACCACGACCAAAAAUUAAAUAUAAAUCAUCACAUGGUGAUCUAGAUGGUAAUGUUAUUGAACGUGUACAAAUUGGUAAAUGGUGUUUAAAUAAUUGUUUUGUUAAAACAUAUGAAAUACGUACAUGGGCUGUUGUUUUUGUUAGUCCACAUGAACCAAAUGAUCACCAAAUUGGUUUAGUAAGAAAAAUUGCUCAAAAACUUCCAGAGGCAAUGUUAGAAUAUGGUAUUCGAUUUAAUCCAUCAUCGAUUGAAAAAACUACUGCAGCUGAAGAGGAAAAAAUUUUAGUUCAUAUGAUAGAACUUCGAAAGCGAAAAUGUGAAAUUAUCUUUUAUAUUCUACAUCAAGCUGGUUAUUGCAUUUAUUAUAUGAUUAAAUGUUUCGAAUAUUGGAAAAAACUUGGUAUAGUAAUUCGAUGUAUAGAUUUCAAACACCUUGAAUCAAAUAAUACUUCUUCCAAAAUGAAUCAAUAUGUUCGAAAUUUGUUUGGCAUUUUCAAUACUACAGCUGAUGGUGUUAAUCAAUUUGUAUCAUCAAUACAGUCAUUAACAUCACCAUUAGUUCAACGUGAUAUAUUUAUGUUUUUUGGUAUUGUUUGUACUAAUAUAA